AGACAAUGCCCAUAAGUAUAAAAAAGGAAGGAAUCUAUUGAAAACAGUACCAAAAUGGGAGGACAUCACAGUUACCAUUGCCACAACGGAGGAGUUUGCAACGGGGCCGGAAAACGAGAUGUAACAUCGGGUGAUUUGGCUUUAAGAUCUGAAGAAGGUAUGGUUAACGCCACCAGCUUAUGCUUUGCCAUUUUGGCUGUCAAGAUGUGCAUGAAAACACGUUUCGAUAAACGACCAGAGCGUCCAGUGGAUAUGGGACUAAAAAGUAUCUGGUUUGAUGGAGCAGAAAAUAUUAAAGUCCAGACGACACAACCUGACAAUUUUGACAAAACAAAAGAAACGGACGUAAUUAUUCAUGGAUACUUGGUCGAUACAUCACUUGCGGAAAUACGAGAUCUUGCUAAUAUGCUAAAAAAGAAAGGUCAUAAUGUUCUGUUGAUUGACUGGGGUAAGGGAGCCGGAGUGAACUACCGUCAGUCUUCCUCCAACGUUCAGACUGUGGGUGCAUUCGUGUACAUGAUUCUGGUCAAGAACAAGAUCCCCUGGGACAAGGUCCAUCUCAUAGGUCAAGGUCUGGGUGCUCACGCAGCGGCGGAAGUAGGGAAACUCGCAAAGGGGAAAGUCAACCGUAUUACUGGAUUAGAUCCAGCUAGUCCAUUGUUUGAAGAUACGGACUUUGCAAUCAGCAAAGAAAGCGCUAAGUUUGUUGACAUCAUUCAUACAGAUGCAAGGCCUUUUGGUUAUGGAAUGAAAAAACCCUGCGGACAUAUAGACGUCUAUGUAAAUGGAGGAAGAAGACAACCAGGGUGUACUUAUAACCCGAAAACACCUGUCAGAAUCCACGCUCUUAAAAGAGCAACGUUCAGCAAAGCGUGUGGCCAUCUGAAAGCCGUUGCUUACUACGUAGAGACAGCCAGGGACAACUGUAAACUGAGAGCUUGUAAAUGUACCUGGAAGAAAUUUCUGGCUUCUAAAUGCAGUCGUGACAAGUGUGUGUACUGGGGUUAUGAUACCAAAGAAGGUUCUGCCGGCACUUACUACGGGGUCACGGCAACUGCCUUUCCCUACUGCAGAACAGACGGUUCCGAGUAGAGUUGAACAUUUCAUGAGGCUUUACUGAUUGUUUUUAAGCAUUUAUUAUGUUUGACAAUCAUUGCUUAUCAAUAAAUACCUUUAUCUGAA
Magallana angulata is the source of this 1182-nucleotide messenger RNA. RefSeq names its product pancreatic triacylglycerol lipase-like. Bases 55 to 1092 code for a protein of 345 amino acids. Gene Ontology annotation, molecular function: lipase activity. The transcript has 8 exons. The record is from RefSeq and is a predicted model, not a curated record. NCBI's taxonomy places the organism in Eukaryota, Metazoa, Mollusca, Bivalvia, Ostreida, Ostreidae.